AUGCCUUUCACGAUCUUGAACCGACCGUGGUCUCUUCAAGGGGAUCAAGAAUGGGAUACUCCUCUCGGUCGCCUUGUUGAAUUCGAUGCAUGCGGCGUGCAUAACCCCGAGUUAUGUGUGGUGGAAGAGGUUGUAGAAGAGGCGGGUACUGGAAAUCGGUACAUUCACUUCAGGAUUCAAUCGGGAGCUAUGAUAGAACUGCCGCUGGAUUGUGCUAUACUCCGACCUCGAUGUGACGGUGUCCCAGUUAAUGCACUUUUCUCUACUUUGCGAGUGAGGUUCGACGGCGACAAGGGUACUCUUCACAUGUGGUUCAAUCCACGGGGCAAAUAG
Molecule: messenger RNA, 333 nt
Organism: Coprinopsis cinerea okayama7#130
Lineage: Eukaryota; Fungi; Basidiomycota; Agaricomycetes; Agaricales; Psathyrellaceae
Exons: 4
Coding region: 1-333 (110 amino acids)
Source: RefSeq, a predicted model, not a curated record